This is a messenger RNA of Cryptotermes secundus, 2951 nucleotides long. RefSeq names its product phosphoenolpyruvate carboxykinase [GTP] (gene Pepck1). Gene Ontology annotation, molecular function: phosphoenolpyruvate carboxykinase (GTP) activity; GTP binding; manganese ion binding. The coding region runs from base 207 to 2147 and encodes 646 amino acids. The transcript is spliced from 13 exons. Gene Ontology annotation, biological process: hepatocyte differentiation; cellular response to glucose stimulus; propionate catabolic process. Gene Ontology annotation, cellular component: cytosol. NCBI's taxonomy places the organism in Eukaryota, Metazoa, Arthropoda, Insecta, Blattodea, Kalotermitidae. The record is from RefSeq and is a predicted model, not a curated record.
UGUCACUCUUAGUGUAGAACAGUGUAGUAUCGUGGAGAUUCCUAGUGAAAGAGCAAGUGAAACCAGCGAAAGUUCUUGACAAGUAAGUGAGGCAACACGAGAUCAUCCCACAGACGAAAGUGAAACAAGGCGACUGCUCCCGGACUGAGAGUGAAGUAAGUGAACAGUGGACAUCUACACAGACCUGCACAGCAAUCUUUCUGGGAAUGACGACAAUACUGUGCGUGCUUAUAAAACGAUAUGUGUCAUCAGUAUCCAGGUACACGAAGUUGCUGUCACAGCCUAAUGUAGGACUAUACAACCAUCUCCGUGGCAUUACCAUCUCCCAUGGUGACUUGCAUUCACUCUCACCCAAGGUACGAACAUAUGUUGAGGAAAACAUAUCACUGUGUGAGCCCAGUAGCGUCCACAUUUGCGAUGGAUCUGAAGCUGAGAACUCACUCUUGUUAAGGCUUAUGUUGCAACAAGGAACAAUCAAGCCAUUACCCAAGUAUGAUAACUGCUGGCUGGCCCAAACCAACCCAGCUGAUGUAGCCAGAGUUGAAAGUCGAACAUUCAUCUGCACAGAUGAUCGCCAUGAUACCAUACCCACACCGAAAGCAGGUGUUAAGGGCACCCUUGGUAACUGGAUGUCACCUGAGGACAUGAGCAAUGCUAUCAGACACAGGUUCCCAGGCUGCAUGAGAGGUCGCACAAUGUAUGUUAUUCCAUUCAGCAUGGGUCCUGUUGGCUCACCAUUGUCUAAGAUUGGUAUUGAGAUCACUGACUCACCAUAUGUAGUCAGUUCAAUGCGAAUCAUGACUCGCGUGGGAGUGCCUGUCCUGCAAGCCUUGGCACAAGGAGCGGAGUUUGUGAAAUGUCUGCACUCUGUUGGAAGCCCUCAGAACUUGGAGGCUGUGAACCAUGGUUGGCCGUGUGACCCUGAAAGAACAAUUAUCCUUCACAGGCCAGAAAAGAAUGAAAUUGUCUCAUAUGGAAGUGGGUAUGGCGGCAAUUCCCUGCUGGGAAAGAAAUGUUUUGCUUUGCGAAUUGGUUCCACAAUAGCAAAGAGAGAAGGCUGGCUGGCAGAACAUAUGUUGAUCCUGGGCAUCACGAAUCCAGCGGGACGCAAAAGAUACAUUGCAGCCGCAUUCCCCAGUGCAUGUGGCAAGACAAAUCUCGCCAUGAUGUGCCCGUCGCUACCAGGGUACAAAGUUGAAUGUGUGGGGGAUGACAUUGCAUGGAUGAAAUUUGACAGUAAUGGGCAACUUAGGGCCAUCAAUCCUGAAAAUGGCUUCUUUGGAGUGGCCCCAGGUACCUCAAGUAAAACAAAUCCCAAUGCAAUGAAGACAGUGUUCCGCAACACUUUGUUUACAAAUGUGGCAGCAACAAGUGAUGGGGGUGUGUUCUGGGAAGGACUGGAGGAUGAGCUGGCUCCGGGGGUGACUAUAACAGACUGGCAAGGCAAGCCAUGGGAUAGAUCAACACCAGCAGCCCAUCCCAACUCAAGGUUCUGUUCGCCUGCAUCACAGUGUCCUAUUAUUGACCCUUCAUGGGAAGACCCAGAAGGAGUGCCCAUUGAUGCCAUUUUGUUUGGAGGACGCCGGCCUGUGGGAGUACCACUGGUUUAUGAAGCCUACAAUUGGCAUCAUGGGGUGUUUAUUGGAGCUGCUAUGAGAUCUGAAUCUACUGCAGCAGCUGAACACAAGGGCAAGAUCAUAAUGCACGAUCCAUUUGCAAUGAGGCCAUUCUUUGGAUAUAACUUUGGCCACUACCUAGAACAUUGGUUAAAUAUGGAAAACACUUUUGGCCGUAAACUUCCGAAGGUGUUCCACGUAAACUGGUUCCGCAAAGAUGCACAGGGUAAGUUUCUCUGGCCUGGUUUUGGAGAGAACUCCCGUGUGCUUGACUGGAUUUUCCGACGAAUAGACAAUGAGGAAAUUGCUCAGCCAACCCCUGUUGGCUACGUACCCAAGACAGAUUGUCUGAACCUAGAUGGACUCAGUGAGACCAUCAACAUGACUGAACUGUUCAGCCUGCCCAAAGAUUUUUGGCUCCAAGAGGUGACUGACAUUGAGCAAUACUUCUCAGAGCAAGUGGGAGCAGACCUGCCAGUGGCAAUUGCAGAAGAGCUCUCUGCCUUGCGCCAACGGCUGCUCAACAUGUAGCCUGUUCUUGUUUCCAGACUGUAAUGUACUCUAUAUGUCAACAACCUACAAAGAUUCAGGAUAACACUGUCCAAUGCUACAAGUCAAGGUAUAUAAUUAUGAUCAGCAGUAGAAAGCACUGGUAUGAAGUUAUCUAGGUUUUACCAUAAAUUAUGAAAUCUGACAAAAUCCACACAAUCAAGGAGAUAUCAUCCACCCACCUACUCCUGACUACCUCCUGGUUGAAACAGGCAGCAAAUUGCUGGCUUCCGCUAAGCUUCAAUUAUCUUACAAAAUGUAAGAUAAAAUUAAGGAUGUCUCUAUCAGUUAUAUUUUUCAGGGUGGCAAAAUGAGGUAUGAAUUGUCUCUAAGCAAGAAAACAUGGUUACAAUUAUGAUUGUGUGGAAGAAAGAAAAAAUCAUAGGUAAAUGGUAUAAGGAGACAGAUGAAGGCAAUAUUAGGAUCGGUAUGUGCCAUUUUCUGUAAUAUGUCCUAUUUCAUUCAGCCUUCUAAGACUGUAAUUACAUUAAAAUUGUUUAAAAGCAUUAAAGUUAUUUAUUUUUUCAGCUUUUGUAACUCUAAGUAUUGUCACAUUUUAUUGCUAGUGAAAGAUAAAGUUUUAUUUAUAUUGAACUCUUGAAUUUGUCAUUUGUGUGUGUGUGUUCAUGCUUGUGUGUACAUGUAUGUGUCUUUUUAGUUACAUGAGACCCAAAUCCUGAUUGGUCAUAAGAAGAGUUUACCAGAACAAACAUUGUGUGCACAAUAUAUUUGUAUAUAGUCUUAAACAAAUAUGUUUAAUAAAAUAAAUUUGUGAUAAUGGUAAAA